AAUGAAAUCAAUCUUAAAAACAGUUGAUCCGAAGUAUUUUGACAUUUUUUGUUUUAUCGCGGGUGGUGGGCAAGCGGCCACGGCAAGCGGCGAAAUCAGGAACACAAAAUCAACGAUUCGUUGGAAGAUCGAACUGUUCAUAAUUUUGAUGAACAAUUCACUCUGGAAACCUGUUCAAAUAAAUAGAUAACCACUCGUGUUCUUCAUUUCGCGGGAAAAACAGGGAAAAGAACUUGCAGUGGAUGAGAAGAAGCCAUGGCAGCUGUACAGUGCAUAAACUUCUGCAAACCAUUUGGGACAAAAAUGGCUUUCUCCCCUUCUUCAUUUGCCCUUGCAAUCUCUCGUACGAUUCAUCCCACUUUCAAAACUUCCAGAUCAUUGCCGAAGGUCUCGAUUUCCAGAUCGAAUAGGGUAGUUCCGGCUGUGAUUGCCAAAGAGAGUGCCGAUGGGGCGACUGUUUCUACCACCGAUGCGUUUAAUCUUACUUAUCUGGAGGGAAAUAGUUGGUUGUGGGAAGUGGGCGGUCUGUCCAUUUUGGUAGAUCCUGUUUUGGUUGGUAAUCUUGAUUUUGGUAUCUCGUGGCUGUAUGAGGCCUCCAAGAAGAUAUUGAAGAAUUUCCAGCUGAGUGAACUUCCUGAGGUCGACUGUUUACUUAUUACCCAAAGCCUUGAUGAUCACUGCCAUUUGAAGACUCUGAGACCUCUCUCUGAGAAGUCUCCUAAUCUAAAAGUUAUAGCAACUCCAAAUGCAAAGGCAUUGUUGGAUCCACUUUUCAGCAAUGUGACUUAUUUAGAAUGUGGUCAGAGCUCAGUUAUUGAAGCAAAAAAUGGAUCUCAAGUACUCAUUAGAGCCACUGCUGGACCAGUUCUAGGUCCUCCCUGGCAGCGUCCUGAAAACGGGUAUCUUGUUAUUUCUCCCCAAGGCCAGCUGACUCUUUAUUAUGAACCUCAUUGCUCUUACAACGAGGAAUUUUUGGGAAAACAAAGGGCUGAUAUUGUCAUCACACCUGUUAUAAAGCAGCUUCUGCCUAAUUUUACUCUCGUUUCUGGACAAGAAGAUGCAGUUCAACUUGCUAAGCUGCUGCAUGCAAAGUUCAUCGUGCCAAUGAAUAAUGGAGAUAUGGAUAGCAAAGGGCUUCUUGCAAGCUUAGUUAGUGCUGAAGGGACAAUUGAAUCUUUCAAGGAACUGUUGUCAAAGGAACUUCCAGAGGCAGUGGUCCUAGAGCCUACUCCAGGCAUACCACUUCGCAUUCCCCCACCUUCAGAUCAAGCGUAGUGCCUGGUUAGUCAUUAGUCAAAACUCACUUUUUGAAUGUAUACAAUAUAUUGACGAAGGAAUCUAAUGAAGCAUGUGUGUUCCAGCAUUAUUCUGGUUCAUAAAUGACCUCCCCCAAGUUUCAUAAUAAAAUGAAGCCUGUGUUCUUCGUUCAGUUAUAUUGAUCCCGAGAUUGAUCUCUGAAAGUCUGCAAGAUAAUUUUUGGUAUAGGAGAGUGUUUGAGCAAGGAAUAGAAAACAUAAUGGCCCAUGGGCUCCCUUCUGCUGAUUAGUUUAUGUAUCAUGAAUGGAAGUAUACUUGCCUUUUUUUUUUUUUGUUUUACCUGGGUAGGAUCUAUAUUUUAAAACCGAAUUCUCUUAUAUGACUAUUCUAAGCGGAUCAUAGUUUGUACACACCCCAGCUAAUUUCAUGAGACAAUUAUUUGAUCCUUA
Cucurbita maxima (winter squash) is the source of this 1706-nucleotide messenger RNA. RefSeq lists its product as uncharacterized. The transcript is spliced from 8 exons. NCBI's taxonomy places the organism in Eukaryota, Viridiplantae, Streptophyta, Magnoliopsida, Cucurbitales, Cucurbitaceae. The record is from RefSeq and is a predicted model, not a curated record. The coding region runs from base 256 to 1275 and encodes 339 amino acids.